AUGAUGGACUCGUCUCCAAGCAAGGCAAAUGUCCUAUCCAGCUUUCCUCCCUCGGCGGGAGUGAAACGUCCUGCUCCAACAUUACUGCCCGCGUUCGAGCCCAUGUCCUCUUCUCCCAUUCUUCCUCGCCCUUCCAAGAGACAAGCCCGAUCCUCUCCUUCAGAGCGAGCAGCAGCAGCAUAUCAAAAGUAUCCUACUCCGAUCCCAACUUCAACAACUGGAAUUCUCUCAUCUUCACCCCCGCGUGUUCAAGGCAGACCUAGCCUUCACCGAACUCACUCGUCGAUUUCCGAACGGGCUCCACUAUCCGCGGUCCCCUCAAUUACUUUGUCCGAAAAUGGAGAUGUAUUGAGAAUGGGCAGGUCCAGUACGUCGUCGCACUACCAAUUGUCGGCCAAUCGUUUGAUUUCUCGCGUUCACGUCGAAGCUCGAUAUAUCCCCGCGUCGCUCCCUCUUGAACCGAACAGGGUCGAGAUUAAAUCUAAAGGCUGGAAUGGAGUCAAAUUGCACUGUCAGGGUAGAACAUGGGAAUUGGCAAAGGAUGAUACUUUUACCUCGGAGACAGAGAAUGCAGAGAUCAUGUUGGAUGUUCAAGACGCGCGCGUGCUGGUCGCGUGGCCAGAGAGAGACAAUAAAGACAAUGGUGGAGCUCAGACAGAUUCGUCUUGGGAUGACGAGAACUCGCCCAGAGCUCGCGUUACGGCUGUCAGUGCUCGUGGCCAAGUUAUCCAUUCAAGCCCUUUGCGUCGUGCGCAGCGCCUCGAGUCACCAGUUUCCCCUACGCCUGCUGGACCGGCCCACUCGUCGACCAAUCUUUCCGACCUCUUUUCUGAUAGUGUAGAACCAGAUGUGGUUAAGGUAUAUGAGGAUGAAUCAUCCCCAGACAACGCUCAGGACAUUGCCGCGGGACACUCCAUGGUAUCCACGCAAGCAGCAACAUCUUUCCCUGCACCCGCAUUUGACAGCCCGUCAAGCGAUCUCAGCGAGCCAGAGGAGGAACAAGAUCCAGACGAAGAAAACGACCCAAUUGUACACUCCUUCGGCCCCUUUGGAGCCAAUAUCUCCUCUCGUAUGGCCUCCUUCACCACUGGUGGCUCUCCGGAGAGAGCCCGAGGGAAACGCCAACCUACAGCCUCACCCAAAUCCAGAGCAAGCUCCGAAGCCACCAAUGAGGCCGAGGCAAUCCCAAUAAUCAAUCACGUUGUCAACCAACUUGCAUUUUCACGUCUAUCCUCCACGCCACUCUCCAUCAUCAUGAACCACCUACCAGCAGACUUAAAAGGCAGCAGCCCAUCAUUCCCAGAAAAUAAGGGCCUUACGAAAGCAGACCUUUGCAAAUUCCUAAAUUCUGCACGUUGCAUCGGGGAGAUCCACCGGGAGGGGAAAGAUGCAGCAGGAAAGGCCCUGGAGAGCGAGUAUUACUACAUUCCGGACGAAGACACGGAUGCCCAGCGCAGAGCAGCCGUUGUAGAUGGACUGAGGAAACCAAGUUUGAGGAACUGUCGAAAGCAACACAAGCAAUAUUACUGGAAGCGACCACGAACACCAUGA
Molecule: messenger RNA, 1551 nt
Organism: Venustampulla echinocandica
Lineage: Eukaryota; Fungi; Ascomycota; Leotiomycetes; Helotiales; Pleuroascaceae
Exons: 2
Coding region: 1-1551 (516 amino acids)
Molecular function (GO): protein binding
Source: RefSeq, a predicted model, not a curated record